UUGGCAAUCUGGAUAUUUUUCUAUCCUUCAAAAAAAAAAAAAUGUGGGUAUUUUUUGGAAUCUGGGUACCUUUAAUCACUGCUUUUGAGUCGUAAAAGCAUCUCCUUUUUGGUUUCUUCCUUUAAAAAUAAAAAAUAAAAAAUUCUUUUGGUUAGUUUUUUAGGAUUUUUUUUUUCUUUUUCUUAUGUAGUUUGAUCUCUGCUCUUUCAUGGUAAAGGUGACUCCUUUCUUGGAUUAUUUUUAUUUUUCUCUCUCUUUUGGGGAAUUUUUUAAUUUCUUUCCUCUUUUUAUUAAUGUUGUUUGGGUUAGCUUUUCGGUGCAGCUUCAUUACUGUUUUGAUUGAUAAAGGUACUAUAUCAUGAUACUUAUAGCCCUUUUUUUUGACACAUUCACCCCUUCUGUAAAUAAUCUAAUCCAAGGAGUAGGCAGUCACAAAGGGAGAAAAGGGUGUGUAUAAACAAAUAUAGGGUGGAAAAUAUCAGCUACCUUCUUUCUUCUAUCCUAUGUUAGGAUGGUUGUUGAAUUUUCACUUUCUUUCAUUUGUUUUUGAUGGUUGUUUUCUUUCUCAUUGCAGUUUCAUCACUGUUUUGCUUGAUACAGGCUUUCGGGUGAAGAAGAGACUGCAUUAAGGAUUUUGGGCCUCGAUUCGUUUAGUUUGUUUCUUGUGAUUUUUUGAGGAUGGGGGAUCAUUUCGUGUUGUUGGUCGAUCGGUUGCUCACUGAAUCCACACUGGAAGCUGCAAUCCAGAGCAGAAAACAGGGUCAAAAUGGGCACGCUUCAGCAUCAGAGGUAGAAACCGAGAAUGAGCUCUCUUUGCAGAAGAGGGAUUUUGGUGAUGGGCUGCGGAAAAUGGUGGAGUGUCGGAUUUGCCACGAUGAGGAUGAUGAUUCCAAUAUGGAGACGCCGUGUUCUUGCUGUGGCAGCUUGAAGUAUGCUCACCGCAAAUGCAUCCAAAGGUGGUGUAAUGAGAAGGGUGAUACCGUGUGCGAGAUAUGCCAGCAGCAAUUCAGGCCUGGCUACACAGCACCGCCUCAGUUAUUUCAUUAUGGCGGCAAUCCCAUGAAUUUCAGGGGAAACUGGGGGAUUUCUAGACAGGACCUGCAUGAUCCUCGAUUCAUGGCAAUGGUUGCGACCGACCGAGAUUUCUUGGAUGUUGACUAUGAUGAUUAUUCAUCUCCUAGUGCGAGAAGCAUGAUUUGUUGCCGUGCCAUUGCUGUUAUUGUGAGUGCAUUUCAACUUUUCCGAUUCUCCAUGAUAAAGUUACUCUCUCACUGUUUCUCCUUCUUUUCUUGGGGGUGUGUGUGUGCACGUGUGCAGUUUAUGGUUCUUUUGGUUCUCCGUCAUGCGCUUCCGAUCAUAAUCAGUGGAGAUGAGAACUAUUCAUUCACGUUAUUCAUCUUGUUGUUGUUGAGGACAGCGGGAAUCCUUCUCCCGGUUUAUAUAAUGGCGCAAGCACUAUUAGCAAUUCAACGUCGACGGCAGCAACAGGUGCCUCAUGAACUUCCACUCACGACAUCUGACGAUGAAGAAAAUGAGCAAUUGCAGCCUCAACUGCAUCUCAUACAUGUGCACUAACUGUACAAGCCUGAAAACAAUAAGCCAUGCUUGGUGCAAUGAGUGUUGGUGGUCUUGACGGAUGCCAUAACCAUGUGAAACGUCCCUUGGAUAUGGAUGGAAGAAGAUGGGAGGUGAGAAGUUCUUGCCACAACAUUGCCGAAUUGGAUUGGAUUGGAAGGGGGAAAAAGUGUCAUCUUUGGAUUAUUGGGCCAUCUUUCAUCGAUGAACGACCUCCAUGAUCUCACCAUCUUAAAAGUAUUUUUCAGGUUCGCAUUGUUGUAUGUAAAUGUGCUAUGGAGAAAAUGGGCAUCCAGAUGCCCAUUUCUUCUCACACAAAGAUAAAGAAAUUCUGUAUAUAUUUGUUAAAAGAAUCAAAGGCAUGUGAAAUUUCAUCAGA
Molecule: messenger RNA, 1954 nt
Organism: Magnolia sinica
Lineage: Eukaryota; Viridiplantae; Streptophyta; Magnoliopsida; Magnoliales; Magnoliaceae
Exons: 7
Coding region: 679-1575 (298 amino acids)
Biological process (GO): protein ubiquitination
Cellular component (GO): membrane
Molecular function (GO): ubiquitin-protein transferase activity; zinc ion binding
Source: RefSeq, a predicted model, not a curated record